Cucumis sativus (cucumber) is the source of this 405-nucleotide messenger RNA. RefSeq lists its product as uncharacterized. Lineage: Eukaryota; Viridiplantae; Streptophyta; Magnoliopsida; Cucurbitales; Cucurbitaceae. The transcript has a single exon. The record is from RefSeq and is a predicted model, not a curated record. Bases 1 to 405 code for a protein of 134 amino acids.
AUGCGGGAAUUCGGACUCACCAGGCCCAUCACUGUCCCCAAGCCAUCUCGCUACAGACUCGAAGCCACAAACCGAAGUGAUCCAACUAUUUUGAUUCAGGACAAGUUACAAACACCUACUCCGCAUACCAACUCUCUCCUCGACAGCUACGAAAUUGCCAGCAUUUCUAGACGGUUAUCUGACCUUUUAGACCCCAAUGAUCGCAAUAAUUUUAGCCUUAGGAGCUUUGAAUCUGAGAUUAUGGAUCUAGGACGACAAAUUGAGGGGAAAACCACGAAGCCCAACAAAUUCAGUGGCUUAUGGCGGUGGCGGAGGCGGAAACCGUCGUUGAUGUGCGGGAAAAUGGAGGAUGUGGUUCUUGCCACCCAAAAACAUCACCGCCGGCCCAUGCCACGGUGGACCUAA